UGGGGGCAUAAUGUCCAAGUUGAUUUUGUACGGAACAGAAGCUAGUCCUCCGGUGCGGGCCGCCAAAUUGACCUUGGCCGCCCUUGGUAUUCCCUACGAAUAUGUCAAAAUAAAUACCCUGGCAAAGGAGACCCUUUCGCCUGAGUUCCUGCGCAAGAAUCCCCAGCACACGGUGCCCACACUGGAAGAUGAUGGUCACUUCAUCUGGGACUCACACGCCAUCAGCGCCUAUCUGGUGUCCAAGUAUGGCCAGAGUGACGGUCUUUAUCCAAAGGAUCUCCUUAAGCGUGCUGUGGUGGAUCAGCGAUUGCACUUCGAGUCGGGAGUGGUCUUUGUUAACGGACUGAGAAGCAUCACCAAGCCACUCUUUGCGUCCGGUCAGACCACGAUUCCCAAGGAACGCUACGAUGCCGUCAUUGAGAUCUACAACUUUAUAGAGACUUUCCUCACCGGGCACGAUUUCAUUGCCGGAGAUCAGCUGACCAUAGCGGACUUUAGCCUCAUCACAUCGAUCACCGCACUGGCGGUAUUCGUGGACAUCGAUCCGGUGAAAUAUGCCAACAUAACUGCGUGGAUCAAGAGGAUUGAGGAACUACCUUAUUACGAGGAGGCAUGUGGCAAAGGUGCCCGGGAUUUGGUGACUCUCCUCAAGAAAUUCAAUUUUACCUUCUCAACUUAAUCUUUUCUUCUUAAUAUGUUAUGAAUCGAUUUAAAUAAAUGAUAAUUAUAAUAAAUUUUGCGUGGUGCGGGGUCCGGGGUGCGGGGUGCGUAUUAUAAACUACAUGUAAUUAAAAUUAAACCAAAACAAGUUGGGAAUUAUUUGUAAAUGUAAUGGAUAUACGUUUUGAAUUAUAAUAAACGAUAACGUGGCCAAGAGAAAAACCAAGAUUAAAUGAAUACUAUCUCCAAAA
This is a messenger RNA of Drosophila yakuba, 911 nucleotides long. It is a transcript of the gene GstE8, whose product is annotated as glutathione S-transferase 1. The coding region runs from base 11 to 679 and encodes 222 amino acids. Gene Ontology annotation, molecular function: glutathione transferase activity. The transcript has a single exon. Gene Ontology annotation, biological process: glutathione metabolic process. The record is from RefSeq and is a predicted model, not a curated record. Lineage: Eukaryota; Metazoa; Arthropoda; Insecta; Diptera; Drosophilidae.